UCAUGAACAAUGAAUUCACUUUAUUCAUCCUGUUGGAACACCUCUGCUGAACUUUUGAACAAAUCCUGCAAUAAAGAGAUUGCUUAUCAAACCCUCAGCAUUGUGGAUACAAUUAUCCUCCCUUCUAUGAUUGGGGUUAUCUGUUCACUGGGGCUGGUUGGCAACAUCCUCAUUGUAUUCACUAUAAUAAGGUCCAGGAAAAAAACUAUUCCUGACAUUUAUAUCUGCAACCUGGCUGUGGCUGAUCUGGUCCACAUCAUUGGAAUGCCUUUUCUUAUUCAUCAGUGGGCACGGGGAGGAGAGUGGGUGUUUGGGGGGCCUCUCUGCACCAUUAUCACAUCCCUGGAUACUUGCAACCAGUUUGCCUGUGCUUCCAUCAUGACUGUAAUGAGUGUGGACAGGUACUUGGCUCUCGUCCAACCAUUUCGACUUACAAGUUGGAGAACGAGGUACAAGACCAUCCGCAUCAAUUUGGGCCUUUGGGCAGCUUCCUUUAUUCUGGCAUUGCCUGUCUGGGUCUACUCGAAGGUCAUCAAAUUUAAAGACGGCGUGGAGAGUUGUGCUUUUGAUUUAACAUCCCCUGACGAUGUACUCCGGUAUACACUUUAUUUGACAAUAACAACUUUUUUUUUCCCUCUGCCUUUGAUUUUGGUAUGCUAUAUUUUAAUUUUAUGCUAUACUUGGGAGAUGUACCAACAGAAUAAGGAUGCCAGAUGUCAUAAUCCCGGUGUUCCAAAGCAACGAGUGAUGAAGCUGACAAAGAUGGUGCUGGUGCUGGUGGCAGUCUUCAUCUUAAGUGCUGCCCCCUAUCACGUGAUACAACUGGUGAACUUACAGAUGGAGCAGCCCACGCUGGCUUUCCAUGUGGGUUAUUAUCUCUCCAUCUGUUUCAGCUAUGCCAGCAGCAGCAUUAAUCCUUUUCUCUACAUCGUGCUGAGUGGAAAUUUCCGGAAACGCCUGCCUCAAGUGCAAAGGAGAGUGACUGAGAAGGAAAUCAACAAUAUAGAAAAUACCUUGAAAUCCAGCUUUUAGGAGAGCACACGUAUCACCAAAAGUCUAGAUAGGCUUGUCUAUGUUAUUGGUAUUAUUGAAAGAGCAGGUGAAACAGUGUGCUUAUGUCCAUCCUUCCAGUGUAUUUGUGACUCUCAGUAGCAUGGAAUGGAAGUGUAACCAUUCAAAUGCAAUGAGUUUAAUAUGCUAACUUUAGUAAGAUGUAAAAUAUUUGUUCACGUUGGGAGUAUAGAAAGGGAUAGUCUAAGAUCCCUGAGUUCCAUGGUUAUGGGUGUUACUUCAGCAUAUUAUAAACUAGUCACUGAUAAAAGGGCCAUGACUAUUGACUGAAAAUUCACCAAGGAAUCUGGCCUUGCCAUCCAUACUUUGGCUUCACAGCAAUAGUGCUCUUGAGAUUCCUAGGAGGGAAAAACCUUAUCAGGAAGUCUUAAAUUUGGCCAUUUUUUAUCUACAAAAUUUCACAUGAUUCAAUCUAAUGCCUUCAAUAAUCAGCUCCAUCUGUUAGCAUAACAGUUACCAUGUAUUGAACAUAUGCAAUAUGUAAGGUUACAUGUAACAAAUCCAUGAGGUAAGUAUCAACCCAAUUUACUUAGGCUCAGAAAGGUUAAAUGAUAGGCUUGAUGUUGAGCAGCUUCAUAACAGCUGGGCUAAAAUCCAGGUCUGCCUGUUUCUGUACUUUGAAAGCACACCUUGGCAACCUGUACUAUCAUACUGGAGAGUGUCAAUUAUUUGGGAGGGGGGAGGAUUUGCUUUCUCCUACAGUGCCAUAAGAAAAGAACUGAUUAAGAAAUUGGUUGAUGGUUUAAGAAUAUUCUUUUGCAUUUAGCUUUGUUCUCAUGCUUAUGAAUUACAGAAAGCAGUACAUGCGUUUUAAUAAUAGUAUUCUUCAGGAUGUGAGGCAUACACUCAGAUACAUUCUCUUUAGGUUACAGUAUGUUUGCUCAAGAGUCCAAAAGUAAUUAGCCCUUAAAUGUGUACAUGUUCAUUAUAGCUACCUUUUCUUCUUUGGGUUUGUAUAAAACAUGCAUUUUGUGCAGAAAGAAAAGAAAGAAAUGAUUUUAAAGCCUGUAUUCUCAACAAAGGUAAACACUGCUAUUUUAUUUGUGGAUGAAAUCUAUAAACCCACCCACUUCAUCUAAAUUCAUAGAAUCACUUGCUUCAUGAACGUCUUAAACUCACUUUUACUCAACCCUUUACAUGAAAGAGUCACAGAGACCAACUUUUUUAACAAUCUGAUUUCCAUUUUUAUAUAUCAAUUGUCAAGACAUAUGACUUUUAACCCAAUGUAUUUGGUUCUAGAUCUUUUAGAGACCAUUUUGAAACAAGGGAAUAUAUAAACGCACAUCUCGAUGAAAGUUCACAUAAACAACGUGAUACAUACAGGUCACAUUGAGGCAUUUUAGUUCUGUAACUGAGCUCUGCAGAGCUACACCCAGAGCCUAGAUGCUCCUUUACAACUUCAGAAAAAGCUGUAUCAUGGCUACAAUUCCAGGGGCCUUUAUUCUCACUUUCCUAUGGUGCAACAGUCAGGGUUCAGUGAAUAACCCUGACAUCUGAAGACCCAAAACCAUGGGUCAUCAACAGAUGUUGUCAUUUGGUAAUUGAAAAAUAGUUGAAGAGUUUAUCUCCAUCAUCUUUUUUAUUACAAAAUAUAUUAUGAUUUUAAAGAUUAAAAUUAUUUUAAACCAACAUACAUUUUUCUAAUAGCAUCUCCAAUAGAUAUCAAAUAAUUCCAAUAUGUAAAUUGGUCAGUGAUUUCUUUUAAUUUACAUUUAUUAAGAGUUGUAAAGAACUUUAGCAUUUAAUCAAAGUGCAAAGUAAAAAGGAUGACUAUUAAAUUCA
Neofelis nebulosa (Clouded leopard) is the source of this 2853-nucleotide messenger RNA. It is a transcript of the gene MCHR2, whose product is annotated as melanin concentrating hormone receptor 2. Gene Ontology annotation, molecular function: neuropeptide binding; G protein-coupled receptor activity. Gene Ontology annotation, cellular component: neuron projection; membrane. Lineage: Eukaryota; Metazoa; Chordata; Mammalia; Carnivora; Felidae. Gene Ontology annotation, biological process: neuropeptide signaling pathway. The record is from RefSeq and is a predicted model, not a curated record. The transcript has 5 exons. Bases 10 to 1032 code for a protein of 340 amino acids.